Messenger RNA from Chelonus insularis, 4068 nucleotides. RefSeq lists its product as uncharacterized. The transcript is spliced from 3 exons. The record is from RefSeq and is a predicted model, not a curated record. Gene Ontology annotation, molecular function: DNA helicase activity. Lineage: Eukaryota; Metazoa; Arthropoda; Insecta; Hymenoptera; Braconidae. Bases 1 to 4068 code for a protein of 1355 amino acids. Gene Ontology annotation, biological process: telomere maintenance; DNA repair.
AUGAAUUCAAAGGCUCUUUCAUUCCAAAAUAAUAUGCGAACUCUUCUUCCUGUUCCGAUCAAUAGUGAUAAUAACAGUGACAAUAGCAGUGUUAAUUUACAAAAUUUCACACUUCAAAGAUCUAAUAUUAUUAGUGGUACAAAUAGUAUAUUAAUUAAUAAUUCUCAAAUAAGUAUAAACAAUAUAAUUGUAGAUACUUCUUCGAAUUUAACAGAUACAAGAAAUGUUUUUGAACAUUACAUUGGAAAAAUGGACGUAUGUUGUUGUCAUUGUAAUGCAAAACAUUUUAGUGCUGAAAAAGUUGCGAAUAAAGGUACCUCUUUUAAUGACUGUUGUCAUCAUGGUGAAGUUAAACUUGAUCCUUUACCUACAUUACCUAAAUUUUUGAAAUCUUUGUUUGAAAAUACACAUCCUAAAUCAAAUAACUUUUUUCAAUGUAUCCGUCGUUUUAAUAAUUCUUUUGCUUUUGCUUCAUUUAAUGCUAAUCUUACAGAUUUAUCUUCUCAACGUCAUGGUCCAUAUUGUUUUAAAAUACAAGGACAAAUAUAUUAUCAAAUUAAUACAGCACUUUAUUCGAUGCCAAAUGAAAAUCCAAGUUUUGGACAGUUAUUUUUUAUCGAUGCUCAAGAAGCGUUUGAAAUUCGGACGAAAAAUAAUAUAGAGUGUGAUAAAGAAAUUUUGAAAGAACUUGAUACUUUCAUGAGACAACAUAACGUAUUUGCUGAUUCUUAUCAAAUGAUAGCGAAAGAACUCGAUAAGCAACGUUUAAAUAGUAAUAAUAGUGAGGAUGAUCCUGAAUUGCAUUUAAUUUUUACAUUAAAACCAGGUGUUGAUAGAAGAAGAUUCAAUUUUCAACAAGAAAAUGAAGUUGCUGCUGUGUUUUCGACUAAUGUUGAUGGUGAAAUUCCAGAAUCAUAUGUUUCAGUAAUUAAUAAAAAUACGAAAUCUCUCCAAUAUGUAAGUACAAUGGAUCCUAAUGUUGAGCCGUGGAUUUAUCCAUUAUUUUACCCGUUUGGCACAAGAGGAUGGCAUCAAAAUAUAUCUUAUGUUCAUAAGCAAAAUAAAAAAGUCACUCGUAACGAUUAUCAUAAGUAUAGAAUAGCAAUUAGAGAUGAAUUCAAUGUGCUUUUAAUGGGACGUCGGUUAUUUCAACAAUGGGUUGUUGAUAGUUAUGUAAAAGUUGAAAAAGAUAGAUUAAAUUUUUUCAGAUUUAAUCAAAAACAAUUACGCGCUGAAUCAUAUGAAGGAUUAGUCGACUAUUUAAAUAAAUAUUGUAAUGGUAACAAUAAUCAUGACAAUGCUCACAAUAGUAAUAACAUUGGAAAAAUAGUAAUUCUUCCUUCAUCAUUCAAUGGAUCCCCUCGUAAUAUGUUACAACAUUACCAAGAUUCAAUGGCAAUAGUAAGAAAAUUUGGUAAGCCUGACAUAUUUUUGACCAUGACUUGUAAUCCAAACUGGCUUGAAAUUAAAGAAAAUUUGUUUUCUAAACAAACUGCUGCAGAUAGACCGGAUAUAGUAACGCGUGUAUUUAAUAUUAAAAAAAAUGCUCUCAUUAAUAUGAUUGUUAAAGAACAUCAUUUUGGAGAAGUUUUAGCUUACGUAUAUGUAAUUGAAUUUCAAAAACGUGGAUUGCCACAUAUGCAUAUGUUAAUCACAUUAAAAGAAGGACAUAAAAUAACAACUACUCAAAUGGUUGAUAAAUAUAUUUGUGCUGAAAUACCAAAUGAAACUGACGAUCCUAUAUUAUAUGAUAUAAUAACUAAAAAUAUGUUUCAUGGACCAUGCGGAAAUUGGUGUACAGUGAAUGGAAAAUGUUCGAAACACUACCCAAAGAAAUUCCAGCAAGAAACAACUAUGGAUGAAAAUUGUUAUCCUCAUUAUCGUCGUCGAGAUUUAGGAAUUAGUUUUAUUCGAUCACCAACAUGUACCUUUACAAAUGAACAUGUAGUACCAUAUAAUAAAGUACUGUCAAAGCGAUUUAAUUCACAUAUUAAUGUAGAAAUUGUUUCAUCCAUAAAAUCUGUAAAAUAUUUGUAUAAAUAUGUUUACAAAGGACAUGAUAAAGCAAUGAUAACAAUUAAUGGAAAUAUUUCUGAUUCUGACAAUAAUGUUACUGUCCAGUAUGAUGAAAUUAAUAAUCAUAUGGAAACUCGCUACGUCGGACCAGUUGAAGCUGUAUGGAGAAUAUUAUCAAAACCAUUACAAGAAAAAAGUCAUAGUAUUAUUAGAUUACCAGUUCACCUACCAAAUCAGCAAAAUUUACUGAUCAAUAAUGAUUGUGAUGAAACAGAACUUCGAAACGUUUUAGAGAAACAAACUAUGUUAGUUGAUUUUUUUGCAUUGAAUACACGUGAUCAAGAUGCUAGACAAUAUGUUUAUAUGGAUAUACCCAAUCAUUAUGUAUUCAAAAAACAAAAUGAAACAAAUAUUUUUCAAUGGACACAGCGUCAAAAACAAUUUAAAGUCAUUGGACGUAUGUACUCAGUAAGUCCUUCAAAAGUUGAAUUAUUUCAUUUAAGAUUAUUAUUAACUAAAGUAAGAGGACCGAAAAGUUUCGAAGAUAUUAGGACAGUAAAUGGCCAUACAUAUGACACAUUUAUGGAUACUUGCCUCGCAUUAGGAUUAAUUGCCGAUGAUAAUGAAUGGGAACAUGCACUUCAUGAAGCAAUAAAUUGGAUGAUGCCAUGUCAAUUAAGAUAUCUAUUUGUUCGUAUACUGUUACAUUGUAAUCCAAUGUAUCCUCAUAAACUCUGGGAAAAAUUUAAAGAAUCAAUGUCAGAAGAUUUUACAAGCCGCUUCGGUUCAAUUUUAGGUCAAAAAAAAGCAUACUUACAUAUAAAUUCCAUUCUUUGCGAUGAAGGAAUACAAAUGUCGAAUUUUCCAAGUAUGCCACAAUUAAGAGCUUCAGAGUGUAUGGAUGAUGAGGAAACAACAGAUGAUACUGAUAAUCGUGGAACUCAACAGUAUCAAACAUUAAAUGAACAACAGAAAGAAAUUGUAGAUUACGUAUUAAAUUUAUGUAAUAUAAUUAAUAGUAAUGUAGCAAAUUGUAUUUAUAUAGAUGGCCCUGGUGGAUCUGGUAAAACAUUUAUUUAUACAACGUUAUGGUAUUUAUUAAAAAUUAGAAAAAAAAAUAUAUGUACAAUGGCUUACACAGGAAUCGCUGCAACAUUACUUCCAAAUGGAAAAACUUUACAUAAAGCUUUUGGAUUGCCUGUACCUCUUUUUGCCGAUUCAUCAUCGAACAUUAAAUAUACUUCAAAACAAGGGGAAUAUCUCAAAAACAUUGAUGUUUUUAUAUGGGAUGAAGCACCAAUGGCACCAAGAUAUGCUUUAGAAGUAAUAGAUAGAACUUUACGUGAUAUGAUGAAUAAUGAAGUACCAUUCGGAGGAAAGAUAAUGAUUUUAGGAGGUGAUUUUAGACAAUUAUUACCUGUAAAAAAAAAUUCAAUUCGAUCAGAAAUAAUAACUUUAUCGAUCAAGUAUAGCCAUCUUUGGACACAUUUUCAUCAAUUUACAUUGACUCAAAAUAUGCGUACAUUACCUUCAGAAAUAGAAUUCACUAAAUUUUUAUUAGAUGUUGGUAAUGGUACUUUAAAUGAUACUAAUGAUAACUUAAUUUUACCAGAUCAAUGUCAUGUAUUUAAAAUUGAAGGAAUGAUUCAGAAUGUAUUUGAAAGGUUAAUAAUUCAACGUGAAUUUGAUAAAUUAUGUAAAUGUGCAAUACUGUCAGCAAGAAAUGUAGAUUGUAAAAUAUUAAAUGGCGACAAAUCGGGCGAAACAGUAUUUAUCAGUCGGAUAACAUUAUAUUGUGAAAAUAUUUAUCCAUUUACGUUCAAAAGACGACAAUUUCCAAUUACGUUGGCAUUUGCAACGACUAUCAAUAAGGCACAAGGACAAACAUUCGAUAUAAUUGGGAUUGAUCUUACCAAAGAUAUUUUCAGCCAUGGUCAAUUGUAUGUAGCAUUUUCAAGAGUUCGAUCUUGGGGAAGUUUACAAGUAUAUGUCAAUAAUGAUAAAACAGACAGAAUGAUUAAGAAUUAUGUAUAUAAAGAGUUAUACUCCUAA